CGAUAAUCCGCGGUCACACUGUUUACCACAUACAUACUUUUUUCAGACAAAUAUUUUUCAAUUUUUCCAAAAAUUUUGCAAAUAGGUGGAAUUCGUCGAUCUUCCACUUAAAGCAGCAUAUAUUUGAGUACUAUGCCGCGUGACUACGAUAGAGACUACAACGAGGACACAGCAGACUACAAGCGGAAACGUAGAGAUGAGCCAGCAGCAGCCGGCGGGGGUGCUCCGGAGACUUCCGAGGCGGACGGUAGCCACAACGCCAGUCACGCCGGACUGCGGGACACACCCCAGUUGAACGAAAAGACAAAUGGUUAUCUGCAGGAGUGCUUGCAGGAAAAAAAGACACUGGAGAAGAAGCAUGUCAUAACAAAGCGUCUGUUGGACGAUGAGGUCGAGAAAAUCUUGGUUAGCGGCCGCAUACCCAAGCCGGAGAUCUACGCCAACGUGUACAGCGAGAAGCCUAUCCGUGUGGCCCAGAAAGUCCUCUUCCCGAUCAAGGAGUAUCCCAAGUUCAAUUUCGUUGGCAAGAUCCUGGGUCCCAAGGGCAACACACUCCGUCAACUGCAGGAGGAGACAAUGUGCAAAAUGGUCGUUAUGGGCCGCAACUCGAUGCGUGACCAUGGCAAGGAGGAAGAGCUGCGGAUCUCGGGCAAUCCAAAAUAUGCACAUCUCAGCCGUGAUCUGCAUGUGGAAAUAUCCACAGUGGCCCCGCCAGCGGAGGCCUACCAUCGCAUCAGCUAUGCCCUGGGUGAAGUACGUAAGUUCAUGAUACCUGAUGCCAAUGACGACAUACGCCUUGAACAGUUGCGUGAAAUGGAUGGAAAGGAGCGGAUAUAUAAGAAAUCGCACCAUUAUUCGAAAUCAUAUGGCGAACACGGAGCCUAUAGUACUCGUACACCGCCACCAGCCUCGUCCAAACCGAAAGUUUACUCAAUCCUGGAGAAGGCCCGGUAUGUUAUGGAUGAUCCAAACUAUGGCAUAGUUAAGACCCAUAGAUCAAGGGACCAUGAACUGUACGACCAUCAUGGGGAGUACGACCGAUAUGCAACACCGCCGCCACAGUCGUCGAAGCACCAUGCCCAGUACGACAGCACCUCCUACGAGCGUGACUACAGGCGUGAGUACCAUCCACACUCUUCCUCCUCAUCGUAUGCGGCGGCCUAUCCAGCAAAACCAAGCAACGGUCGCUCCUCAUCGUCAUAUCGCCCGACCACCACGGGCUCGGGAUCACAUUCAUCUGCUCAGUACGAAACUGGAUCACGUUCUCGUGAAAGCGUGCGUUACCGCUCGGCUCCAUAUCCGAAAAUACGUUAACCCAUCGCUUAACCAAAAUACCCCAACAACUACAACAACAAGAACAACAACUACUACAAAACAACGUUAAGCAUAAAGAAUAAAAGUAAUAUUCCAAACAAAUUAUCGAAAAGAAAAUGUUAAACUUCAAUAAUCCAACCAUACACACAUAUUUAAUAUAUUGCCUUCAACAAACAAAUAAAAUGAAAAAACGCUAAUUAUUUAUUGCAAUUGUUCCAAUAUUCAAAUAGUGUUCAAAUCCGAAAGCAAUCAAAGGAAAAUCCAAAACAGAAAUCAAUGCAUCAAAUUUUAUACAACCUUAAAUCUUUGUACAACAAAAGCGAAAAGCAAAACAAAACAAAAAUUAAUUUUAUUAUAGUUAAAAACGCAUUCAAUUCAAUUAACAAAAGAAGAGAGCAGAGCAGAACACAAAAACAAGAAAACCCCAACAAAUGAAUUCAUUUCUAAAACCAUCACAGCGAAAUGUUAGUCUAAGUUUUCCAAUUAUUGUUCCAUAAGAUAAACCAACAAGAAAUAAAGUCGAGACAGGCACAUGUUACCCAACGACCAA
Drosophila miranda is the source of this 1864-nucleotide messenger RNA. It is a transcript of the gene qkr58E-1, whose product is annotated as KH domain-containing, RNA-binding, signal transduction-associated protein 2. The record is from RefSeq and is a predicted model, not a curated record. The transcript has 5 exons. The coding region runs from base 133 to 1314 and encodes 393 amino acids. Gene Ontology annotation, biological process: regulation of alternative mRNA splicing, via spliceosome. Gene Ontology annotation, molecular function: mRNA binding. Lineage: Eukaryota; Metazoa; Arthropoda; Insecta; Diptera; Drosophilidae. Gene Ontology annotation, cellular component: nucleus.